AUGGCGAAAAUUUACAAGGAGACAAAGGUCGAUGUGCGACCCGUGGAAGCAAACGCCGUCGUUGAUAUCGAAAUCCCUACAGCAGAGAACACGCAGCGACGAGCUAGAAUAUCCUUAUCAUCUGGGACAGCACGAGAUGAUACACCCAUAAAGGACGACGAGGAUUUUGCUAGGAGAUAUUUAGCUACACAGGGUACUCUCUAUUUUCGCCAGCGAAAGAUUUACCCGCGCACCUUCUUAUGGAGGGUGGUUAAUGACAGUACCGUGCUAGAGAUUCAAUCGGCAGAUAUUGAAAAGAGCAUUGUUGAUAAACACGAGGCGAAUCUCACUCUUCGUUUAGAUUUCCAAGAAGCUAUUAUACCUUCUGGAGUUGCGCUAGCCGAUACCGAAGACCACGAAGUCCUCAAUGUUUUUGUUCUCACAACCUCGAGGCGUCUACACACAAUAACACUUCGACCAGAAUUCUUUCGACGUGUCUCAUCAAUAGACGAGAAUAUUCAUGAUUGGUGCAAAUCUUUCAUACCGUCGCCUUUGACUUUCACGAAUCCCCAUCGCUUGCAUGCGUGCAGUACGACCGAAUUGUUUAUUGCAUUAGAUAGUGGUGCGCUUCUUCGGUUGAAUAGACGGACAGGAGAUGAUGGUUCGCACUGGUCGCAAAUCACGUUCGACGAAAAAACUUGGGGAGCGUCACUUCGUGGUUACGUGCCAUGGCCGGGCCUGCAGCGUAUCUCGUACGAUGGUCGUAGUCUGGAUCCCAUGACUCCGAACGCUAUCGCUACUACGUCGGAUCAGACAUAUGUGUUUGCGGUCUGCUUGAAUCAUACACUGAAGGUCUGGAACCUGGCGACAAACAAGUUAGUGGGAACAAAAGAUCUUCUUAACCGGCAGUUAUCGAAACAGCACCCAGACUCGGGGACGUACUUUUUGAAUCCAGCAGAUUCUGUCUUUUUACGAGUCUUUAACGCCGAGCGAGCUUUGGACGGAGCAUCUCGCUACUAUGUUGCGACAUACACUCCUCACGAAGAGGGAAAAUUCAAGUUCUGGGCGGUUAGGGGCGGCUUGACUACGCCGUUGACGAUUGAAGAUCUAUUCCCGCAAGCUGUUUUCAGACCAUUGGAUCCCGACGCCACGGGGAAUAUGUUUUGGACUGUUGCGGACUUUCAGAUACAGCCAAUGGAAGAGGGAACACGCAUGGAGCUAUGGGUGCUUUGGCGAAAUAACGGCCUGUAUCAGCUCUACACCUUGCAUUUUAAUUUCAAUACCCUCGAGAAAGACUGGUCUACAAAUUGGGCAUCAACUGCUUGGGACACUCGGCGAAAUGAGCCAGCUCCUGCUUUAGUGGUUUCGGACGUGGUCGACCCAACAGAGAAAUGGCUAGAGUAUCUUUUCCAUCCCGACCGCUACACCGUCGAGACUUUGGAAACAGCCCUUGUUUCUUACCAAGAAGCUUUGAAGCCACGGACGGCUAUUAAUUUCCUCAGGCGGAGUGCACCCUUGCAGGAACGGCUGUGCUCCACUAUUACUGCAUCCGUUUCCUUAAGGAAAUACGCGGAUGAUGAUAUGGAUUAUGCCAGGUACCGAACAGACACUGAUCAAAAAUGGCGACAGUUCUGGCAAAUCGUCGAAGAAGUUCACAGCAGGAGACUUGAGCCGUUAUCCUUAGCGUAUGACGCUUACAGCGAUUUGCCUUGGGUGAUCACUACCGACACGUGUGCUGUGAUUCGUGAAUGUAGUGCGACAGAAUUGCUGCUUCACAAUUCCGUGUUAGAUUUGGAGAACGAGCUGCCUAUGGUUGAUAAUCGCUGGCUGCAUCGUAGACCCGAGACUGAACUAGGCAACCGAUAUGCUGAUUCAUGCCAUCUUAUCAAGGUUGCUGCCGACUUCAGACACCGUCUCCCUACUGCAGCGUUACGUACCUUUGAGGAAGUUUUGAAUAGCGAACUGUUCCUAGAACCACUGCUUUCAACCACGGAACGGUUAGCGAGCUUCAUUAAUCAGUCAGAUCUAUCAGAGCAUGUCUCGGACGAUGUCUUUAAUGGUCUUUGCGCCGCUAUGAACAAGCAAAUGAAUAUCUACCAGCUUCCAAAAGAACCAUUUCACAUGAUUCUCGAUACGCUGUUUAUGAGAUUCAUCCAGAAGGACUCGGAAUUAUCAUUCACCUCAUUCGGAGCGAAGAUUCUGACGAAUGGCUCACAAGAAACGAUAUCCCACAUACGUCGCUUGCUGCAUGAUCUUCUCAUUCUGGUUGUGUUUGUUGAAGGCGAGAUUAGCCAAGAGGAGGGCUCAACUUUCGAUGCCACAGAACUAUUCCCUAUACUCAUCACUCUCAUCAGGGAGUGCGAAUUACUAUACUGGUUGAGCUCUCAUACCCGAGCCUUGCCCAGUCGCAGUCAGCACGAAUCCACUGACGUGCAUGGACAGUCAAAGACUUACGGGGCAGUGAAUACGGUUCUCGGGGAUUUCUUCGUAGUCGACAUCAAACCGCGCCCGCAUGUCAAUUGCGCUCAAAGCUACACAUUGACAAAAAGCAUUUCUGAUGUUCUGUCCUGGGUCGUUCAUUCAGGAGGCGUCAGUUUUGAUGAUGCCUUGGUACAUAUUCAGUGCAAUCUGAUAGCCAAUGGCAACAUUGAACUGGCCAGUGACUUUUUGAGGUUUCAACCGAGCAAUGCCUGGUCUAAUUAUAUCAAGGGUCGGCUGUUCGUGGCCAAGGGAGAAUUCGAUACAGCAGCAAUCCAUUUCCAAAAAGCAGCGUAUCCUCUUUCUUCAGGAAGAGCUUUGGGGGAUUUGAGCGAGAUAUCGUCCGGUCUGCUCGAUCUACUUGCCGCGGAUAAGUUCAACAAUGGUCUUCCAAAGUACUUUCAGCACAUACUGAGUCUGUUCGAAAAAGCUGGCUCUUUCUCUCACGUGGCGGACUUUGCGUCCUUGUCAUUACAGGCACUGGAGUCCGAUCCUCUCAAAACAAAAGACUAUCCAGAAUAUCAAGAUCUCCGGACUGAUGUGCUCUCUCGGCUGUUCCAUGCUUCCUUAAGGACAUGUCAGUUUGACAAAGCUUACUCGGCGCUUUCACGCUACACGAACCUUGCGUUGCAAAAAUCCGCGCUCGGUCUUCUAAUCAAGGCUAUUCUAUCGGCUUAUGGGUCUGGAACAGCUGGACUCCAACAACUUCUUCAUUUCCCAUUGUGGCUUACACCCAAUCUUUCAUCAUAUGUGGAUGAAUCACUCUUGUCCCUUGCUCGCAAGCAGACCUCCUUCAGUUCGUCCUUCGACGGUGAUGCAUACUUGUGGGAAAGCAGCUAUACCCCUGAUUAUCACCGGAUUUUACAUGCCUAUCGAAUCGCACGCAAUGAUCUACGUGGAGCAGCGGAACUGGGAUAUCAAACAGUGCAACGACUACGACAUGCCAGAGACUCUCCCGUUGCACAGCGUGCGCUCAUUCGACGUGGCAAGGUGGAUGAGGAAGAAACCAAGCGCAUGGUGGAAGAAGAUGAUCUCGAGAGCAAGGAGAUUCGACAUGAACUACUAUCGCUGAUCAAUCUGUUGGCGAGUGUCGACAAGGCAGAGGCUUAUAUUCUGGUUGAUCUUGAUGCCGUGAUCCCUGCAACUGCUCCUGCAAUUUCAGAAGCGGGAACGCCAGGGAAACGGCACGCUGAUGAUGACGAUGUAUUUAUGGAUGACGGAUCUCCAUUACAGAGUCGCUCCGGAAGCCUUGCACAGCGACGCCGAAGUAGCGGUGCUCUCUCGAUGGACAGUGCUCGACUGACGGCUUCCACCAAUACCAAUAAUCAUAACAACAAAAACCGAGCCAGUCCACGGCGUGUUAUCGUCACUCUCGAGCAACUCCGACGUGAAUACCAAUCGGAGCUUGACCGUGUCAGUCGGAUUCAGCGUGGCGAUUGGGAGUUUGGGGUUGAUGGAUACGAAGAAGGGGCUAUGGAUGAGUCGUUACUCGACUUUUAGAGACUAUUUUGUAUAAUGUGCACAAGCGUGGUUUGGUUUUAUUUCGAGGACUGGUUCAAAUAUGAGGAAUUAAACGUGGACGAAUCAAGAAUUUCCCUUUUGUAUCACAAUACGGAGUCAGGAACGUAUUCGGAUUUAAGGCUGAAUAGAAUGCUAUUUUUGGAUUCGCACAAGCUUUGCCAAGCUUUGCUCGUGCGACCAGUAAACCCG
Talaromyces stipitatus ATCC 10500 is the source of this 4167-nucleotide messenger RNA. RefSeq lists its product as uncharacterized. The record is from RefSeq and is a predicted model, not a curated record. The coding region runs from base 1 to 3957 and encodes 1318 amino acids. Gene Ontology annotation, molecular function: structural constituent of nuclear pore. The transcript is spliced from 3 exons. Gene Ontology annotation, cellular component: nuclear pore. NCBI's taxonomy places the organism in Eukaryota, Fungi, Ascomycota, Eurotiomycetes, Eurotiales, Trichocomaceae.